GUGUCAGUAAUGUCAAAAACUGUAAACAAAAACAUAAGUACACUAAUCAAAGCACAUUUGGAAUUUUCUAAUUUUAGUAAACUACUACUAAAUAUCUUCGAGUAUUAAAAUAUAAUUUGAAAAAUGAGUGCCCGCAACCGUGGCAAAGGAAAACGUGGAGGAGGAGGGCAUGGUCAAUUUCGCAACGUGAAAUCUAAUCGCAACUGCGAGCGUCAAUUUGCACAGCGUGAAUGCGAUCUGGCUAGUGAUGAUAGUGAUAGUAGUUCCUCAUCCUCGGACGCUGGUAUAGAUGGUAUAGGACAUCCACCGGAUUUUCCUAUUGCUAUGUGGGAUUUGAAUCAUUGUGAUCCAAAGAAAUGUUCUGGCCGAAAACUAGCACGCCUGGGUCUAAUUGAAAAUUUGCGUUUGGGUCAAAAGUUUCCAGGUCUCGUACUUACACCGGUUGGUGUAAAUUGUGUCAGUCCGCUUGAUAAAGAUAUAGUUGGUGCAGCAGGUGUAGCAGUGGUGGAUUGUUCAUGGGCUAAACUUGAAGAGACACCCUUCAAUCGCAUGCGUAGCCCUCAUCCACGCUUGCUACCAUAUCUUGUGGCAGCUAACCCAAUUAACUACGGAAAACCCUGCAAAUUAAGUUGCGUGGAAGCAAUUGCAGCUACGCUUUACAUUUGUGGCUACGUGGAGGAGGCGCAAUGGUAUAUGGGCAAGUUUUCAUGGGGUCAUUCUUUCAUAGAGCUUAAUGAAACACUGCUAAACAGCUAUGCUGAAUGUAAAUCUAGUGAAGAGAUUGUGCGGGUGCAAAAUGAAUAUCUAGAGAGGGAGCAAGCUGCACAUAAUAAACCAAAAGAUUUUAGUGAGUUCUAUCCCACGAGCAGUAGCAGUAGUGAUGAAGAGGAAGAAGUUGUCGAAGAUAAUGCAAAGGUUUGCGAGCAAACUGAUGUAAACAUGAAAUCUACAUUUGGCAAUAGAUUAAAGAAAUCAUUUAUUAAAGUUUGAUAUCACUACAAAGGGGACCCUCUACUAAAAUUGCAUUGGUAUGCUGGUCGCACAUUAAAAUACAAUAUGAUGUGCAAUGAAUAUGCGAUGAAUUCCUUCCUUCUGUCGACUCAUGAAUCCAAGCAAGAAUUUAUUUUAUAAAAGUGACAUAUCCAUUGGCACAACUCCAAAAUCCGCAGCACAUUUAAAAUCAUUGAGUAUUACGAUGGUACUCCGGACUAACAUUGACAAAGUUGGUCAUGCUGAAAUAAGUGGCGCUAUUCUUCACAAGGAAUUUGAGAAAAUCA
Zeugodacus cucurbitae (melon fly) is the source of this 1277-nucleotide messenger RNA. Its product is annotated as 18S rRNA aminocarboxypropyltransferase. The transcript has 2 exons. NCBI's taxonomy places the organism in Eukaryota, Metazoa, Arthropoda, Insecta, Diptera, Tephritidae. The record is from RefSeq and is a predicted model, not a curated record. Gene Ontology annotation, biological process: maturation of SSU-rRNA. The coding region runs from base 124 to 990 and encodes 288 amino acids. Gene Ontology annotation, molecular function: rRNA small subunit aminocarboxypropyltransferase activity.